CUUAACUUUUUUUUUUUUUUUUCAUUGUAAUCUAUAUAAUAUUUUCAUAUAAAAAAUUAAUUCUUUUUUACAUUUUUGGUUAUGACACAACAAGAUGACUUUACAAGAAUCUUCUCCUGCUCUCAAUGCCCAAAAAUGUUUGCCACACGAUCCAAUUUAAAGCGACACAUGGAGAAUCCAAACAUUCACAACAUUCCUUAUGUCAGGAGUCGUGAUCAAAAAAGAUGGAAGGGUCAUGCAAAGAAGGUAGUCUCUAAAGAAGAAACAACUGAAAGAAUGCGAAAGUGGCGAGCUGAAAAUCGUGAAAAGAAUCGACAAAAUGAUUUACGAUGUCGUGUAUAUAGAUUGGCUAGACAAAAGUUUGGUGAUCAAGAUUCUUUGGAAAAACAAACAUUUAUCAGGGACGAAAUCAUCAGACGAUUAGGAAGACGAAUCAAUAUAAAAUCAAAAUCAUCAUCAUCGUCCACUACUUCUUCAACCUCUGCUUUUUCAUCCACAUCACCACCAUCAACUCAACAAGUAAAAAUGCAUCGUCAUCGUCAUCAUCCCUCUGCAUCAUCAUCGUCAUCAUCAUCAUUAAAUGAAGAUGAUGAAAAUGAUACUAAUGAACGUGAUGAUGUAGAAAAUCGUGUAUGGAAAUCAGAAUUACCUUUUUACAACAUGCCUCAUCAAAAGAUUGAAUUACCGUCGAUUGAUUCUUUAUGCCCUUCUUUGAUAUCAAGUACAAGUUUAAGAAGACGAACAAGUAGCAGUAGUGAAAGUAGUAUUAGUACCACAACUACUGAUGAUUCCUCUCCAUCAUCAUCUUCUACCUCCUCUUCAGUUCUUGUUUUACCUCCUGUCCAUACAUUCUUGUACCCUUCUUCUUCUUAUCAACAACCACUAGGAAAUGCUACCAAUAUCAAAUAUGUUAAGAAUACAAAGAUAUUGGAUGAAUUUGUUGGUGUCGUAUUAGAUUAUGCUCAAGAUGAUGAUGAUCAUCACCAUCAUCAUCAUCAUCAUCAUUAA
Molecule: messenger RNA, 1008 nt
Organism: Halteromyces radiatus
Lineage: Eukaryota; Fungi; Mucoromycota; Mucoromycetes; Mucorales; Cunninghamellaceae
Exons: 4
Coding region: 82-1008 (308 amino acids)
Source: RefSeq, a predicted model, not a curated record